Acanthopagrus latus (yellowfin seabream) is the source of this 1616-nucleotide messenger RNA. Its product is annotated as protein YIPF7-like. Gene Ontology annotation, biological process: vesicle fusion with Golgi apparatus; endoplasmic reticulum to Golgi vesicle-mediated transport. The record is from RefSeq and is a predicted model, not a curated record. The coding region runs from base 458 to 1207 and encodes 249 amino acids. NCBI's taxonomy places the organism in Eukaryota, Metazoa, Chordata, Actinopteri, Spariformes, Sparidae. The transcript has 7 exons. Gene Ontology annotation, cellular component: trans-Golgi network.
AAUCCAAAUCGUGUAAGAAGGCUUUGGCAGUUGUUCAGCUAUGUGUUCUACAAAUACAAUGUAAAUACAGGGUGAAGGAGUGGUCUGGGAACCUAUUAUACAUGGUGUUUUGACAAGGUUUGUUGUUUGGAGUAAAUACAAGACAUAUCAAACAUGGACGGGGAUAGGAGAGCUGCUCAGUGCCUCUUGAUUCUGUUUCAACUAGUAGUGCAAGGUCUCUGAGACCACGUCUAAAUAUAGCCAACUAUUAAUAGUAUAUUCUAACAGACUGGGCUUCACAUGAUGUCUGUCCCUGACAACACCACACAACUCUGUGAAGCGUCUGGGAGGAAGCCUUCCACACUGUUGGCUGAGCACUUCAAACUUCAGUUAACUGGAAAUCUCCAGCACUGGACCGGCCAAUGGCAUAGCCUCAUCACUUCAUCAGAUCACACACUCAAUAAUUCAGUGACAGACGAUGGGGGACUUCCAGCAGUUAGACCAGGACUUUUACCAGACAGGAUAUUACAUAGAUGACCAGGGUCAACCUGUGGCCUACUAUGAAACCUACAAUUCCCAAAGCCCUGCUUAUUAUAAUGAUGGAACGCAGGCUUUUACACCAGGUGAUGUGGAUCAUUCCAUGGAGCAGCAGUACACUGGACAGUUCUACCAUCCUGCUGGGACUGUGGAUAGCACGGGAACAGUUCCUCUUGAAGAGGAACCUCCCCUUCUUGAGGAGCUGGGCAUCAAUUUGGACCACAUCUGGCAGAAGGCGCUGACAGUGCUGAACCCUUUUAAACCUGCAGACGGCAGCAUUAUGAAUGAGACUGAUCUGACAGGCCCUAUUGUCUUCUGCAUUGCACUAGGGGUCACUUUAAUGAUGGCAGGUAAAGUUCACUUCGGUUAUGUGUAUGGGACCAGUGCCACAGCCUGUAUUGGGAUGUACGUUCUGCUGAGUCUGAUGAGUUCCCUGUCAGUGUCUUACGGCUGUGUGGCCAGUGUCCUGGGCUACUGCCUGCUGCCCAUGGUGGCCAUCUCUGCAUUUGCUGUCUUCUACUCUCUGCAAGGCAUCCUGGGUACAGUUCUGGUCUUAUUAGGGGUUGGUUGGUGUAGUUUCUCUGCCUCCAAGAUCUUUACCUCCACCCUGGCUCUGGAGGGUCAGCAGCUGUUGGUAGCUUACCCAUGUGCCCUGCUUUAUGGAGUUUUUGCAUUGUUCACUGUAUUUUAACUCUUACUGGAUUAAACCCACGGUGAAAUAUUUGUAUUUUAAGUUACUGUACAAUAUUGGUUAUUAUUAUUAUUAUUAUUAUUAUUAUUAUUAUUAUUAUUAUUAUUAUUAUUAUGUUACUUAGUUUACAAAGUUAAAGGGAGGUUUUGGUUUCAACCCAGGCUGAGGCUCUUAAACCAGUCAGAAGAAAUUAUGCAAAUUUCCUCUAUCUUCUCAUAAAGGAAGCUGAACAUAUGUUUGCAGAUGCACUAUAUAAGGUUUCUCAUAUGAUUUCAUCAUUGUUCUACUCAGAAUUUGUUGUAAUAUUUCAUUAAACUAUAUCUCAUACUUACAUGUUACAGUACUUUGAUGCUCUUUAUGUGAUUUAUUUUGUCCUCAUGGAUUUUAAUGGAUAAAGAUUUCCUGGUAU